CAAUUGUUGCUGCCGUUUUGACUGGCAGCAGUUCCAUGUUUGUCUAACCUUAUGCCAUGAGCUGAGCAAACGUAUUCGCAAUCGACGGAACUUUGACGACGAAUUUGCAUGUCAUCCCAGCCAGCUGAUCCCAUAUAAUCUCAGCCUCUAUCCAGCUUUACCCCACCCGAAUCGCUUGGCUUUGCCAUCUCCCAAGUAUUCCACUUAAUUUGUUCGCUUUAGUUUUAAUGAAUUUGUCGCAUAGUAUCUUGAUGACAGAGCCAAGAGCCAUGAAAUUCAUGUGGCACUUACAUGGCAUUACUUUCCAGAGAGAGUCGCUACAAAGAGCUAACUGACGGCUGGGCCUGCGCUCAGUGGCACUCGAGACUCGGAGCGAGCAGCACGCGCAGAGCCGUUCAGAAUGCAUCAACAUUGGGCCUUAAGUCUGGGUCUGUUGGGCGUCGUCUUACAGCUGCUGGGCCAUGAGGCCACGCCCAACGCCUACGGCGACCAUUACUACAACAAUGCGAGUGUCAGGCAGCUGCGCUUCCACGACUUCGAGCCGCGCGAGGAGAGUGUGGUCAGAGAUGAAGGCGAGAGGCGUCAGGCGCGCGGCUUUCACUUCAAUGCCAGCGGCGAGGAUGUCAGCGUCGAAAUGGAGUUCAUAAUUCCCAUGGUCAAGGUGCCCGUGAAGCGCAGCAUGCAGCUGGCCCGCGAUGCCGUCCAGGGUCUGCUCAAUCUGCGCGCCACAGCGCUGCUCAACACGGCGCUGGUUGUGGCCGCCGGCGCGAUUAUAGCCGGAGUCGUACGCCUGGUGCUGGCGCCCCUCGUCUUUACCACCCUUAGCAGUGCAAAUGGCUACGGCUACGGCUAUGGCAAUGGCUAUGGCUACAGUGCCAAGCAGCACGAGAGCAGACGUGGCAUGCGUAGCCUGACACAGGUGCUGGAGUCACAGCUGGACGCGCACAGCAUCGAUGUCUCCGUCUGUGCACAACGCGCCAUUUGCCACUACUUGCAGCAGAAUGCGGCACAGCUACACAUGCAGUUCCUGUAUUUGAUUACAACGUGCCUCAUCCUGUCCAGCUGCGUGGCAGCCGAGUCCGAGGAGACGCAGCAUGAUGGCAGAGGCGCCACAGCUUCAAGCAGCCACAAGCAGCAGAAGAGCAAUCAGGGAUUCCGUCUCAUAUCCUUCGACAGCGUUGACAAGGAUCUGGCGCUGGGUCUGAACUAUCUGAUGCCAUUUGUGGAGGUGCCGAUCAAACGUAAACCCAAUGCACCGCCUCGACCGUUGGUAAUCGUCAAUUCCGCUGCCAUCCUGAGCUGUGGCCUGGUGGCCGCCGGCGGCUUCGCAGUGGGUCAUCUCAUACGCAGCAUGGGCCUGGAGACAAUAGUGCCGGCUGGCAAGAGCGAGACUGCCGGGGAGCACGCUGAGCGCCGUCUGCUCGACGAGAAGCAGAGUUUCCUGCAGCUCUUCGAUAACUUCAAGCUGAUCUAUCGCAAUGCCAGCGGCGAAAGAGUGGAGACCGGACUGCCCAGCCUGCUGAGCACCAUCGAACGCACCUUUCUGGAGAACGACAUCAAUCUGCCCGUGUGCCUGCUCAAGUCCAUUUGCACGCUGACCCACAGAGCGGGCGAGAGUGUGCGCAGUGGCCAGGCCUCCGACUUGGAGCUGAUGGUGGAUGGCGCCGCCAACUGGUCCUGGCUGCUCUCCUGGCUGGAGCAGUCGGCACUGCGCCAAGCCAUCGAAGCGGGCCGCACAGCCAAUCCCAACUACUGCACCUACGCAUAUCCGCAGUGCAAGUGGAAGGCGCCCGAGGAGCAGCUGCUCGAGCUGCUGCGGAAUAAUGUGCGAUUCAAGUGA
Drosophila navojoa is the source of this 1840-nucleotide messenger RNA. RefSeq lists its product as uncharacterized. The record is from RefSeq and is a predicted model, not a curated record. Lineage: Eukaryota; Metazoa; Arthropoda; Insecta; Diptera; Drosophilidae.